AUGACACAGGUGCAGCCUACCGCACUCUGUAAUGAGAACUGCCACCCAGGUAGCAGAAAAAAUAAGAAAGAGGGAAGACCAUUUUGUUGCUUUGAUUGUGUUCCAUGUGCAAAUGGAAAAUUCUCAGACCGGAAAGAUAUGGAUGACUGCAUCACAUGCCCAGAAGGUCAGUAUCCAAAUAAGAAGCAAGAUCAAUGCAAUCUGAAGACUUUAAACUUCCUCUCUUUCUCAGAACCUUUGGGGAUCAUUUCAACUGUUUUAUCUCUGUUUUUUUCUCUGGUCACAGCUAUUGUGUUAGUAAUAUUCACCAAAAACAAGAGCACUCCCAUUGUCAAAGCCAACAACGUGGAUCUCUCUUUCACCUUGCUUGUCUCCUUGUUUUUCUGCUUCCUCUGCUCCUUGCUAUUUAUUGGUGUGCCUCACACAGUGAGCUGCUAUUUACAACAAAUUGGUUUUGUUGUGACUUUCACAGUAGCUAUUUCAUGCAUAUUGGCAAAGACCAUUAUAGUGGUUGUGGCUUUCAUGGCCACCAAACCAGGAUCCAGAAUGAAGAACUGGGUAAGAAAAAGACUGGCAAACUCUAUUCUUCUUGGUUGCUCUUCUAUUCAAGUUAUCAUUUGCACAUUAUGGUUACUCAUUUUCCCACCAUUUCCAGAUGUUGAUAUGCAUUCUCUGUCUAAAGAAAUCAUAUUAGAAUGCAAUGAGGGCUCAGUUAUCAUGUUUUAUUGUGGUCUCAGCUACCUUGGAUUUCUUGCUCUUGCCAGCUUAUUUAUGGCUUUCGUUGCCAGAAAGCUGCCAGCUACUUUCAAUGAAGCCAAACUCAUAACUUUUGGCAUGCUGGUGUUUUGCAGUGUUUUGUUGUGCUUUCUAUCAGCUUACUCAAGCAUCAAGGGAAAACACUUUGCAAUUGUGGAGAUCUUUUCCAUACUGGCCGUUAGUGUGGGGUUCCUGGUUUGCAUCUUUUUCCCCAAAUGCUACAUACUUAUUAUGAGAUCUGAGCUGAAUUGUAAGGGCCAACUAGUAAGAAAAAUUAGUAAGACCCCUAGACUGAAAUCUUGUGCACAUUUAUCUGGCUGAAUUACAGAGACAAGCGUUUUGCAACAUUCUGCCUGGAAUUUGCACACCCUGAAGAAUUUCAGAAUAGUUAUUCUAUGCAGAAAUAAACAUGGUUUUCCCAACAAAAGUAAUUUAAUAUUAAAGUUAUUGAAUCCAAAACACAUGAUGGGAUUUUUUUAGAGAGCUGAGGAUUUGUGCAUUUUGUGUACAUUAAAAAUAUACAUGCAUAUGCAUUUUUCAGGAUUUUUACAUCAAGAUAAACAAUGAGCCUUGGAAAUAUAUAGAUUUUUUAAGUGGAAAUAAAGUCCACAUCACUGUUAUGCUUGAAAGGUAGAUAUUCUUCUAGAAAAAAUAUGAACCUGAUAAGUUUAUUUUCUCAAUGGCUUAGAGAUAAGGAGAGAAAGAGCAG
Messenger RNA from Anolis carolinensis (green anole), 1465 nucleotides. RefSeq names its product vomeronasal type-2 receptor 26-like. The record is from RefSeq and is a predicted model, not a curated record. Gene Ontology annotation, molecular function: G protein-coupled receptor activity. Gene Ontology annotation, cellular component: plasma membrane. Gene Ontology annotation, biological process: G protein-coupled receptor signaling pathway. Bases 1 to 1077 code for a protein of 358 amino acids. Lineage: Eukaryota; Metazoa; Chordata; Lepidosauria; Squamata; Anolidae. The transcript is spliced from 3 exons.